Molecule: messenger RNA, 5891 nt
Organism: Oncorhynchus masou masou (cherry salmon)
Lineage: Eukaryota; Metazoa; Chordata; Actinopteri; Salmoniformes; Salmonidae
Product: sprouty-related, EVH1 domain-containing protein 1-like
Exons: 7
Coding region: 710-1990 (426 amino acids)
Biological process (GO): multicellular organism development; negative regulation of MAPK cascade
Cellular component (GO): membrane
Molecular function (GO): protein kinase binding
Source: RefSeq, a predicted model, not a curated record
UCCGCCCAGUUUUCCGAUGUUCAUUGCUCGAGUUGAAAAUGGAGUUCGAUUAAAGCAGAUGUCCAACAACUUCUUCGGGAAAAUGUAACUCACUGUAUUUGCCUUUUGUAUGUCAAUUUCUUAAUAUAAAUUAUGUUGUCCAUUUUUCUAACUGUGGAGGCUAUAAUUCAACGUACACCGACACACUGACGGACCAACCAGCGCUUUUUAAGUGUUGUCCUGGACCUGAAGUUGGAGAGGGGAAUGCUCGAUAACUAGCCACUAAUAAAGUGCCAAAUGUCGGUUUUAUUUUGUACACUUUUUAGCAUCUGAACGCAUUGGAUUUCGUUUUACCGAAGAGGAUGACGAAGAUGUGCAUUUUGUUGAGGUUGGAUUUUACUUCCAGGGAAAAUAAAAUUAAUAAUCGGUUGUCACUCCUCGCAAUUGAGUUACACAAUUAGCUAGGCUACUUGGUUUUCCUAAAAGAGCUCAGUUAUGCAUGCACCAUUGUAAGACAAUUAACUUUUAUACAAUAUCUAGUGAUUUUAUGCGAAAGAAAAUGGUGAUAUUUGCGGUUUAUUUCCCCGCCGUCACUGCGUCCUCGAUGCUAUUUCCAGGAUUUGGAUCCCCGUGAGAAAAAAUGAGCGAAGAUUCAACAAAUCCAAACGAUGACUGCAGCAGCACAACACAUAAGAUGGCCAACAUAUGAUGCAAUUGAAGAUCAAGGAAGAUGGUGGGAAAAGAACAUGACAGUUAUGCGCGUGUGAGAGCAGUGGUCAUGACUCGGGAUGACUCCAGUGGUGGGUGGCUGCCUCUGGGAGCUGGGGGCCUCAGCUGCGUCACCGUCUACAAAGUCAGCCGGACACCGGACAGUGACAGCAGCAACACAGCAGACUUCCUCAUCAAGGGGGAGCGGCUCAAAGACAAAUCGGUUGUUCUGGAGUGUAUUCUAAAGAAGGACCUGGUCUACAACAAGGUCAACCCCAUAUUUCACCAUUGGAGGAUCAACGACAAGAAGUUUGGCCUGACCUUCCAGAGUCCUGCAGACGCCAGGGCCUUUGAUAGAGGGAUCCGCAGGGCCAUCGAGGACAUCAACCAAGGCUGUCCUGCGUUUGACGACUCGGACUCUCUUGAAGAUGGAUUACAGCCCCUGUGUGAGGCGCUGCCCUCCAUCUGUACGCCAAUGAAGGAGCCCUUUUCCCCCCUGAGUGUCCACAAUGUGGUGUCCACUGAACCCUACCGGGGCUGCUACGUCCGCGCUCAGCCCUUUGACCAGUUUCCCUCCAGCAACCACCACUACCUGCCGCCUCAGGUGUCCUUCCAGUCUACGCGCCAUGUGAGCUUUCACAUGGAUGAGGAGGAGAUUGUAAGGAUCAACCCUCGUAAGGAUGUUCUGAUUCGCGGCUAUGAGGACUACCGCCACCCAGUCAUGUGGAAGCAGGAGGCAGAGCGAGAGGACCCUGACUUCCCUGCACUGUUCCACAAACUGGACAGCAAGAAGUGUGAGUACCUCUUCCCCGAGGGGCCGGGCAUGGAGUCCCACUCAGGCCCUGGGAGUAUGGGCAUGGGCACAGGACUGGAGCUGGGGCUGGGUAAAGACUCCUCCAAGGUGCAGCCCUCACCACUGCUCAAAUCCAAAAAAGGGCGGCGGAGGCGGGAAGACGGGGAGCGUUCUCGCUGCAUCUACUGCCGGGAAAUGUUUAACCAUGAGGACAACCAGCGGGGCCAGUGCCAGGAUGCUCCUGACCCCAUCAAGCAGUGCAUCUAUAAAGUCAGCUGCAUGCUUUGUGCCGAGAGCAUGCUGUACCACUGCAUGUCCGACUCGGAGGGAGACUUCUCGGACCCGUGCUCGUGUGACACGGCUGACGAGCAGUUCUGCCUGCGCUGGUUGGCCCUGACGGCACUAUCCUUCAUCGCUCCCUGUAUGUGCUGCUACCUGCCUCUGAGAGCAUGCCACCACUGUGGGGAGGCCUGUAGAUGCUGCGGGGGCAAGCACAAGGCCGCUGGGUGACCUGACUGAACUCUGACCCCUCACCCGGGAUGACCUACCCACAACACAGCUAGCUGACACAGGAAAGCGGAAAAAAGCUGGGUAGUCAACUGCCGGCAACCUUGUUUUUCAUUCACCUCAGAGGGGGUGACAUGUUGUUGUAGACGCCGGGCUCUGGAGGUCUUUUGUGUCCUUCGACGCAGAGAGCAGCGGAAGACUAACCUUGUGCUUUACGGGCUCUGAGCGUGAAGUAGAGUUCAGGAGCUGAACGCGAGGAGAAGGCAUUGAGACUAGCAGACAUGGAAAUAUUAUUAAACAAACGCACUCUUACUCACACUCGUACAUAAUACACACAACAACCAGGCCACCAUGUCACUCUCCCUACAAUUAAUGUGUAACUUUAUGAAGGAAUAUUGUCUUUUGUACAGAGAGCAGCAACAACACAAUAACAACAGCAAAAAAAGAAACCAAAACAUUUGUGCAUACAGAAAACAAAACAUUUGUGCAUACAGAAAACAAAACAUUUGUGCAUACAGAAAACAAAACAUUUGUGCAUACAGAAAACAAAACAUUUGUGCAUACAAAAAACAAACCAUUUGUGCAUACAGAAAACAAAACAUUUGUGCAUACAGGCAUACAGAAAACGAAACAUUUGUGCAUACAGAAAACAAAACAUUUGUGCAUACAGAAAACAAACUUGAAGUCUGCUAAAAGGGAUAUGUUGUUGUGAACUUGUAGUUGGGUAACAUUGGCAGGUGCUUUAUGACUCGAGCAUUCGCUGACGGUGUAAUUGUUAGAGAAGGUGCACUAGAAAUGUUUAUCCACCUUCACACAAUUCUAAUGGUACAUUAACCCUAAGACCAUUCUUAUUGAGUCAUUUAACAGUUGCUGUGGUGGAUGUGUAUGUGUCCUUAUUUUUCCUAUUCAUCAAAUGUUGAACAAAAAAAGAAGGUAACACCUUUUUAUCUUUUGCUGGUACAGUCUGACAUAGCUAGAUGUUAGAAUGAUUUCCUUGUUUUGGUAAGGUGAUUUGGACCACUUAAUUGCAUUCCAACAUAGUGAUCAAUUCCAUGAGCAGGAGCGAAAAUAUGGUAAUGUCUUUUGCAGUCCUCCAUCCCCCGAACUAGUCAAGAAUUAAUGUUAGCACUUCUUGACUCACCUUCCAUGAGACCAAAAUUACAGGUACUUUACCAGAUUUUCUAUUUUGACUCCAUCACAUCUUCGCUUCAUGGUAAAACUGUUGUUUUUUAUUUAAAGCUGAAGUUUUUCCUCAACCAGCAAGUUUUUCUGUUUAAUGUUGGUGAGUAAGGGGUCUUGAGUGCCCCUUUGUUGAACAAGGCACUUAAAUUAGACUAGUUUGGGGAAAACCGUUUGUUUUUAUUAGUCUGAAACUAGAAUUUAACAACUAAAACUCUUUUUUUGUGUGCGAAAAGCCAACCUUGAAAGCACUGGUCUCCAAGCUUUGGUUACAGCACCAUCUUCAAAUUUCAAAAGUACUUGAUGUCUGUCCCCUUGUGAUUUGAAGCAUUUGUAACGAGUCAAAUGUACUACUGUUAAGUCAUUUUGCAGCUUGUCCACGGUAAGUCAGAGAAUACAUAGUUUAACAUUGGCCAAGUCAUGAAUGAACAGGUACCUCAUUUUAAAUGUCAAAGGGCAUUUGCCUAUAGGUAAUUAUAGCAUAUGGGUAUGAUUGUUUGUUACACACUAUAUGUGCAUAGGUCUUCAUAUGCAGUGAGAUGUCAAGCACAGUGAUCAUAGAAACUGAUAACUAUGUUGACUCGUUGUUACAAACCUGACUUUGUUGAAAGCUGAUGGGGAGAUGCAGUAUGAAGGUCCUUGUUGAAAUCCAUAUUUCACUCCGAGGAACAUAGCCACAAUAACUGUAGACAUACCUCUGGUUGUAUUCAUUUGAUGCUGCGUCUUUAAAAGACAGUAUGUUAUUGCUAAUUCCACUGUUUUAAGAAAUCUGUCUGCCUGUGUUCCGGAAUUGUUUUUGAGAACAAAGACAUUUGUUUCUUUGAUCAUUUAGGCCAGCGGUGUCGGUCAUUCCACGGAGGGUUGAGUGUCUGUGGGUUUUUGUUUUUUUCCUUUCAAUUAAGACCUAGACACCCAGGUUAGGGGAGUUCCUUACUAAUUAGUCAUCAAUCAAGUACAAGGGUGGAGCAAAAACCCUCAGACACUCUAUGGAAUGAGUUUGACAUGUGAUUUAGACAAAAUCAUUAUCAAAAGGAUUUAAAAUCACGCCUAUUUAAAAAGCUUGUCAUUACAGCCCUGUACUGUAACCAAUAGAUAUGCACACCAUCCCCCGGACCACCCCUUCUUGAGAAGGACGUGGCAACCCAGUCGUCGCCAGACUGUAUGGGGGCAGUCAACUUCUUCCAUAUCCCUCUCUUAUGCCCCAUGCGAGGUACCAACCAACACUCUUUACUUUCUAUGCAAACUGUUGACCAUGAGAAACACAUAGACCUCUCCACACUGAGUCAGUGACAGGACACUUUACUAACGCUAUGUAGACGUUACCCCAGGUACUAAACUCCAAGCACCUAUAAAUAAGUAACACUAUAUUUAAAUACCGGAUCAGAAUCCCAUUUUGUUUUUUGGAAAUUAAGAGAUGUAUUUGUCAUUGCUGUCAGCAUAUACUGUAGCUUCAUGUACAUAGGUCACCUUUUAGUAUUAUUUCACAUUGAAAGUGGAGGGCGUUCGUGAUGGAAAUGACAAUUGAGCUUUUAAUGGAGUUUCAUUCUAGUUUUCUAUGAAGGGAGGAAGGCUAGAAUGCUAACAUGGUACAGUUGUGGCAGUCCACUUAUUUAAAAAAAAAAAAAAAGUUUAUAUAUAUAUAUAAAGCUGCUAGAUACAAUCACUAAUAUUUUUAUUGAUUUGAGAGAAAAGUCAGCACCUAGUUCCUAUGACCGCAUAUAACUGUGUGUGUGCGCUCAUUUGGUUGGUUUAUCAAUGUUUUUAUUCUCCCAUAUUGUAAUUUGGAUUGCCCUGCAUAUUUCAAGCUGAACCCAAGAUUAGAUUAACCCGAUUUUAAAAACUUGCUGGCUGAGGAGUAAAGUGUAGGACGUACAUUCAUACAAGUUUAGCUGAGAGAUACUGAAAUCAUCUGUUUCAUUCUGCAUUAACCAGCACAGUGUAACUCGCUAUCAUGUACUGUAUUAUAUAUGCAACAUGUUUGUCUGCUUUAAUAUAUUUAUGUUUUACCUGUCAGUUAACUUUGCAUAAGACUUCAGUUCUUAACCACUUUGCUGCUAGUCUUUUAUUCUUCUUUCAGUCUUGGAAAGUGUGCAUAUUUUUGGAAUGCUUAAAAAUGUACAUUCUUGACUUUGUCUGCGUUAAAAAGAAAUGCCUAUAUAAACGUGUUCAGUGUAUUGCUUAAAAGGGUUUCUUUUCACAGCAGUUGAGUGGUUACUUUUCAAUUCUCCAAUGCUUUGGUGCACUGAUGAUGUAUGUAGGUUUUUUUCUUACAGCGCUUGAUGAUGUAACAUUUCUGUGAUUAGUUCUAAAUUGUGGAAAACAUUUGUGUUUUGUAAAUUGCAGUAUAAAUGGUACUCUUAAUUCUUCUGUGAACACUGCCUGUUUCCUUUCUUUCUCAUGCCUCUUUUCUUUCAGUUUCUUAGUGCCAUUGGCUUCACAUCCUGACAACCUUGAAAAAGUGCCUCACGUCCAUCAUAGUUUCCAUCUAAAACUUAACAGCUCUUGUUCUGGUUAUAUUGGUUUAUAUAUGUCUAGGUAUUUCUACCAUGGUUUGAAAAUUCUAAGUAUAUGAUGUAAAAUGUAUAGUUCAAUAACUCAUGUCAUAGUUGUAUUUUCUUUAUACAGAUGUAACUUGUUACUUUUCAUAAAUAUAUAAUGUAAAUAUGCAUACACUUGUAAUUUGUCAUAUCAAAUAACAUUAUCAUAAUAAAAUGGUGAGUUUUAA